Molecule: messenger RNA, 855 nt
Organism: Aplysia californica (California sea hare)
Lineage: Eukaryota; Metazoa; Mollusca; Gastropoda; Aplysiida; Aplysiidae
Exons: 5
Coding region: 109-732 (207 amino acids)
Source: RefSeq, a predicted model, not a curated record
GACUAGCGAAAACAGGGGUAAGGCGUGUGUGAUAAGUCAGAGAAUCUGCUAUGCUUGAAUGGUAUAUCCACUGCAGCGAGUAGCGGAGGUUUGUCAACAACAUCUAAGAUGGAAGUCUACAAAGUUGUGCUUGUUCUUCUCGGAAUUGCUGCCCACUGUCAUGGCUUCUCCGAAGUGUCAAACAUCGAGAAACGAUCCAGUUCCUGUCGUUCUACUAUGGUGUGCCUGGCCCCGGUUCCAAUGCUUGUGGAGCUAGUGGAGAAAGACUUUGUGUCUGGUCUCGGGCCUCUGACUUACGAGGUGCUGCUGGACCGUGUGUGUGGACAACAAAAUGAAAUCCAGAGAUGUGUAAGCAGAACACGAUGCAGGGACCCACACCGACAGUACACGGGCCAGGCUGUAGUGGACAUUCUAGGGUACAUCUGUGGACAAGGAAGAGAGGCUUUCCUCAGAGAAAAGGCGUGUAUUUCCCGGGAUGAUCUUGAAGAGAGCAUGCAGAGAUGUGCAGAUAUUUUCAGGAUUGAGAUAGAUCUGACACAAACACAAGUCUAUAGCGGACUUGCCUACGCCUCUUCAUACUGCACAACCAUCAACAACAACUUCAAAUGCAUCCAGAGAGGUAUUCGGCGGUCGUGCUCAGAACGAGCUGUUGAUGUGAUCAGCGAUAUCUACGGCUACCUUCACAAAGCUUCUGCAGAGGCGCUUGGGUGCUCGGUCACAUUUUCCAACUGAGGGAGGAUGAAUAACGAAAAUUUAACUGCACAUGUUUUAUAAUUCUGUAGAGUAAACUCUCCCUCUCCCCGGCCAUUCAUAUAUAAAUAUCUACCUUUUAAAUAAAUCGCAGUGAUCUUGAUA